AUGCGCCCCUUCAGAGCCACCAGCACGCUCCUCCGCGGCGUCAAUGGCCUCGCCCAGGCUUCGCGAAGCCAAACCCAGGCUCCCCGCCUAAUCGCAUCCCAAAGCCUCCUCCUCCGCCGCACCUUCACCUCCAGCCCUCCCCUCGAGAAGAAGAAGAAAUCCCCUCCCUCCUACCCGACCGCCGACUCCCCCGCCGUCGUCUCCCGCACCUCCCACGCCGCGCCCGACCAUGACUCCGACCCAGACGACCCGGGCUCCAAGCACCCGAAGCCAGACCCCGCCGACCCCCUCGACUUCGGCGACGUCGCCUCCCGCUUCGCCUCCCUCGCCACGCACCACAUGGACAUCCUCAAGAAGAUGCAGACAGGCGACCGUUUCUCCCCGGACGCCAUUGGCGCCCUCGCCGUGCACCCCGACAAGAAGGACCCCGCGCAGUCCUACCCCCUCCGCGAGCUCGCCGAGAUCGUGCCCCGCCCCGGCGGCCGCACCGUUUCUCUCUUGCUGCACGAGAAGGACUACCUCAAGCCCGUCAUGUCCGCCGUGCAGGCGUCGCCCGACUUUAACCAGCAGCCGCAGCGCGACCCGGACAACGAGCUCGAGCUCAUCCUCAAGGUCGAGCCGCAGAACAAGGACGCCGUCGUGCGCAAGGCGAAGGACGCCGCGCAGGCGUGGCGCGAGAAGAUGCGCGCCGUCACGGAGAAGCGCAAGAAGCUGCACACCAAGUGGAACAAGGACAAGCUCAUCGUGCCGGACCUGAAGCGGCGCGCGGAUACGGAGUUGAAGAAGAUUCAGGACAAGGAGAUGAAGGGCGUCGAUGCGGUGGAGGAGCAGACUAUCAGAAAGCUCACGUAG
This is a messenger RNA of Colletotrichum gloeosporioides, 852 nucleotides long. RefSeq lists its product as uncharacterized. The record is from RefSeq and is a predicted model, not a curated record. Bases 1 to 852 code for a protein of 283 amino acids. Lineage: Eukaryota; Fungi; Ascomycota; Sordariomycetes; Glomerellales; Glomerellaceae. The transcript has 2 exons.